AUGGAACUUCAAAGUCAGUUCUUGUGCCGGCUCUUCUGUGUCUUCGUCUUCAUCAUUUUAAGUGCAAAUGCAGCAGCCCCAGUGACAGCGGGUGGAUGGAAUGAGAUUCCGGACGUGAUCAACAACACUCACGUUCAAGAUUUAGGCAUGUUUGCAGUGCUGGCAUACAACAACUCCACCGCCUCCAGCCUGUUUUUCUAUGCGGUGUUUCAGGCUCAAGCGCAGAUUGCCGAAGGCCUGAAUGUUAGGAUGGUGAUUCAAGCACUUGAAAGUGAGCUGCCAAAGAUGUAUAAAGCUUAUGUGUGGGAGAAACCAUGGGAGAACUUCAAGAACCUUACCUUCUUUGAGCCUGUUCUGGUCUAA
Messenger RNA from Vitis vinifera (wine grape), 363 nucleotides. Its product is annotated as cysteine proteinase inhibitor 1-like. The coding region runs from base 1 to 363 and encodes 120 amino acids. The record is from RefSeq and is a predicted model, not a curated record. The transcript has a single exon. Gene Ontology annotation, molecular function: cysteine-type endopeptidase inhibitor activity. NCBI's taxonomy places the organism in Eukaryota, Viridiplantae, Streptophyta, Magnoliopsida, Vitales, Vitaceae.